AUGUGGUUUGAGGAACGAAGUUGGUCAAAUCUGAAAAUGUCAUCAAUGCUUGUAGAAGAAUGGCGUGAUCUAUGGUCAAUUAAAAUUGAUGUAAUUGUCGCAUCACUUGCGUAUAUUUUUGCAACAACUAAUUUUCUCAAUCUACCUGGAUUAAUACUUCAGAAUGGUGGAUUAGCAUUUGUUGCUGCUUACGGUACAUCAUUACUUGUUUGUGUUUUACCAAUUAUUGUAAUGGAAUUUUCGGUUGGUCAACUUACUGGACGAGCACCUGUUGAGGCACUUUAUAACAUAUGUCCACUAUUUAAAGGUGUUGGCAUUGCGCAAGUUAUCUUUUCCCUAUUGAUAAUGGCACAUAUGACACGAUAUAUGGCAUGGCUUAUGCUUUAUCUAUUUCAUCUCUUUUGGGCUCUAUUAGCUGGACGACCAGGUCUACCAUGGUUGCACUGUAGGAAUUUUCCUGAACUUCAAACAUUGCCAUGUGAGGAAGCAGGUUCAGUGGCCAAUUUUACCUAUGCUAGUACGACAAAAUUGAAUACCUUGAAUGGACACUCAUCACUUGUCCAAUUUAUGACAAUGUUAGAACGACCAUCGAAUAAUAUUGCUGAAACAGGCCAUUUACAAUAUUACAUUCUUGCUUCGAUGGGAGUUGUAUGGCUGUUAGUCUUCUUGGCCACUUGUUUUGGUAUUCGUUGGUUAGGAAAGGUUAUACAUUUCACCUUUAUCAUGCCUGUGGUUUUAUUGUGUUUACUUCUAGUACGUGCUUUAACACUUCAAGGUCUUCCGGAAAUUUUGCUGAAAUUUUAUAAGAUCACCGAUUGGCAACGAAUGACGGAUUAUCUUAUGUGGAAGGCAGCUAUUGAACAAGCAGUUUUUGCUACUGGAAUUGGUUUUGGUACAUUUAUUACAAUUGCUUCAUAUAACAAGCGGACAAACAAUCUUGUUGGUGAUGCAUGGUUAAUCCUAUUUGGUCAUGUCGUGCUGACGCUAAUACAAGUACUUGUAAUACUUGGAUUUCUUGGACAUUUAAGUGUUCGACUUGGAUUACAACCAUUUGAGCUUCUUGAUCGAGGAGAAGCGCAAAUGUGGCAUAUCCUUACAUAUAUGUCAUAUGUACCGGAUACACGAACAUGGACUGCAAUUCUUUUGUUUAUGUGCAUUUUCGUCUUACUCAAUAUUUUUUAUCUUCUUACUUUGAACAUAUUGGCAACACUUGAAGAUGCAUUCGGUGAGAAAUCGUCUCGAUGUUUUCCACGAUUUCUACUUGACCUUUUGAUCUGUUGCACUGCUUUUAUUGCCAGCUUUUAUUUUGCUACACAGGGUGGUCGUUAUGCAUAUGAGCUAGUUGGUGGCUAUUUGAAAUAUGUGACAUUGUGGAUUAUACUAUUCUUCGAAAUGCUAGCAGUUGGAUGGUUCUAUUGUGCACAUCGUCUUGGUAAAGAUUUGCAUACGAUGUUACGACGAGCAUGCUGUUGGUGUCUUGGACAUUUCAUUCUCUAUUUCAUAUAUCUUCUGCCAGCUGUCCCUGUUGCAAUAGCUAUGCUGAAUUUGAUUAAUUAUGAUUACUCAGUCUAUUCUUCCGGAAUUCAUGAAUGGAAAUAUUCGGAAGCGCUUGGAUGGGCAAUAGCACUGAUACCAUUACUACCAAUUCCGUUAUUUAUGCAGUUUCGAAUUUGUAGGACAUGUAUGAAAGGACCUGGAGUGACGAAAUGGCAGAAGUUAAAAAAUGCAAUAUCAUCUCCUUUGCAUUAUGAAAUUAUUAAGACAUCACCAUCAUCAGCUAUGCGGAGAUAUUCAAAUGAUGCACCUGGUUACAUUCUUCUUCCGCAAGCUCCGCUUGCUGAACCAGAAGUUUUCAAUGAGAAUCGAUCAUAAGCAGGAUGAGCAUGAUGACGAUUCCCAACAUUCUAUCAUUUAUUAUGUUAUAUACCAAGGGUAUAAUCUUAAAACUGCCAAAGUUAUUUUGCUACUAUUAUACGUUUC
This is a messenger RNA of Loa loa (African eye worm), 1980 nucleotides long. RefSeq lists its product as hypothetical. The transcript is spliced from 15 exons. Gene Ontology annotation, cellular component: membrane. The record is from RefSeq and is a predicted model, not a curated record. Lineage: Eukaryota; Metazoa; Nematoda; Chromadorea; Rhabditida; Onchocercidae. The coding region runs from base 1 to 1872 and encodes 623 amino acids. Gene Ontology annotation, biological process: sodium ion transmembrane transport.